Molecule: messenger RNA, 2197 nt
Organism: Bufo gargarizans (Asiatic toad)
Lineage: Eukaryota; Metazoa; Chordata; Amphibia; Anura; Bufonidae
Gene: ZNF703
Product: zinc finger protein 703
Exons: 2
Coding region: 84-1682 (532 amino acids)
Biological process (GO): negative regulation of DNA-templated transcription
Cellular component (GO): nucleus
Source: RefSeq, a predicted model, not a curated record
GGUCUCGCAGGCAGAGCCUUGCAGCCAGCUGGAGGGAAGGGAGCACAAGGGGAAUCUCUGCGCCCUGGACAUCCCUCCUCCAAAUGAGCUGUUCUCCCCUUGGAUCUUACACUGAGACCGAGCCCCAGAAGUGCCCCUCUCCAGCGGCAGCCCUCGCACCCAGCCACCCCCUGCGCCAGGCCAACAGGCUGCCCAUCAGGGUGCUGAAAAUGCUGACUGCACACACAGGACACUUACUGCACCCGGAGUACCUGCAGCCGCUCUCCUCCACGCCCGUCAGCCCCAUAGAGUUGGAUGCCAAGAAAAGUCCCCUCGCUCUACUGGCUCAGACCUGCUCUCAGAUCGGAAAGCCGGAUCCUCCGCCGUCCUCUAAACUGAACUCUGUGACUUCCAGCGGUCUGAGUGAGAAGGAGAGCAGCCGUUCCUCAUCUCUGAAGCACGGCGAGUCUCCUCUGGAGGACAAGUCCAGCUUCAAGCCCUACUCAAAGGGAGGAGAGAGCAGGAAGGAGAGUAGCUCUUCAAAUGGCGGCGGUUCGGAUAAGGCUGGAUUUAGGGUGCCCAGUGGUUCUUGCCAACCUUUUCCUCCUCAUGCGCCAUCUCCGUCGUCAAGAGUGAGCUCUCCUGGACAGCACUGUGACUCUAAAAAUAAUGAAAGCCAAGACAAAAAAGAACCGGAAGUCAUCAAAAUCAACUCAGACGUGUCCCAAGCCAACACUACUCAUACCAGAGCCAGUACUAGCAACUCCAGUGCAGAGUUCAGCCAAAGUGGAGAUGUUACCCCUAGCGGCAAAUCAGAGCCACCAUCCCUUGGAUCAGGCCAUGUGGCACCAGUUUCUCCCUACAAACCUGGACACUCCGUUUUCCCUCUUCCACCCUCUGGCAUGGGAUAUCAUGGAUCCAUUGUGGGUGCCUAUGCUGGAUACCCGUCCCAGUUUGUCCCUGGGUUGGAUCACACCAAAACAAGCCUGGUUGGAAAUCAGCUCUCUGGAACUUUAGGUUUGCCAGGGAAACCACCCAGCUCCAGUCCUCUGACUGGCGCCUCUCCUCCUUCUUUCAUGCAAGGAUUAUGCAGGGACCCGUAUUGCUUGAGCUACCACAACGCCUCGCACCUCGGCUCUAGCGGCUGCUCUACCUGUGUGCACGAUCAGUCGGCCCUCAAGUCUGGAUAUCCGUUAGUUUACCCCAGUCAUCUUCAUUCAGUGCACACCACGUUGUCUUCCAGCGUCACCCCUUCCCUGCAGGGUCAUCCUCUCUACACAUAUGGCUUUAUGCUCCAAAACGACCCAGUCCCCCAUAUAUGCAACUGGGUGUCUGCCAGUGGACCUUGUGACAAAAGAUUUGCCACGUCAGAAGAACUUCUUUCCCACUUACGGACACACACGGCCUUGCCUGGAGCCGACAAACUUUUGGCUGGUUACCAUACAUCUGGUUUGGGAUCUGCUGCUUCCUGCCACCUACAUCUUCCUCCCACAGGGCCUGGAAGUCCUAACACGUUGCCGGGGUCUCUGUCUUUAAGGAGUCCUCACACUUUGGGACUAAAUAGGUACCAUCCGUACGGAAAGAGCCACCUAACGACGCCCAGUGGUCUCCAUAUGCCCUCAUUACCAGCAGGAUCUUACUACUCCCCAUACGCUCUAUAUGGACAGAGGUUAACGUCAGCCUCAGCGCUAGGAUACCAGUAAAUAGAACUCGCCACCCAUAGACUGUAUAUUUAUUUACUGUAUGUUAGCUUCAAGCUGGGAAUAUUAAGUGCAUUAUUUACAACAAUCCAAUGGUAUGCAAACAUUCUGUGCCCCCCUAACAGUUCUUUUGCAUUAUCAUUUUGUCUUCCAUUUGGCCUAUUUUUUUCUUCCUUUUUUAUGUUUGUUUUACUUUUGUCUUACUUUUUAUUUUAUAAUUUUUUUUUACAUUUUUUUUUUCUGUUUUGCAUGAUACUCAUUGCUUAAUCCGCCCUUUCAUUUAUUUCCCUGUCUUUUAAUUUUAUUUUAUUUUUUUAGGGAGGGUUAAAAAAUAAAUAAAAAGCCUCGCCCUCCUUUUUAAUUUUGUACAGCUCUAAAGAAGUGUAUUUUUUGUAAUGUGUUCUUGGCAUGGUGGGAGCGGGUGGGAGGAAAGAGUCGAGGAUAAAAAAAAAAAUGCAUUGGUUGCUAUCCAGAAUUGGCAAAUCUUAUUUUGUUUAAUAAAUGAAAAUUUAAUUAUC